Molecule: messenger RNA, 876 nt
Organism: Schizophyllum commune H4-8
Lineage: Eukaryota; Fungi; Basidiomycota; Agaricomycetes; Agaricales; Schizophyllaceae
Product: NAC-domain-containing protein
Exons: 3
Coding region: 50-553 (167 amino acids)
Cellular component (GO): cytosol; nascent polypeptide-associated complex
Source: RefSeq, a predicted model, not a curated record
GGUCCACACAGACCUCCCAAAACGCGCACCAGCGACGAGAUCAUCGAACAUGGACGCGGACAAGCUGGCGAAGCUGAAGGCGGCGGCGGCGAAGACCCAGAUCGGCGGCAAGGGGACGAUGCGCCGAAAGGUCGUCCGCAAGCCCAAGGCCUCCGCGGCGCAGGACGACAAAAAGCUGCAGGCGGCGCUCAAGAAGCUCAACGUGCAGCCCAUCGCGGGUGUCGAGGAGGUGAACAUGUUCCGGGAAGACGGCCAUGUCCUGCACUUUAGCGCCCCGAAAGUUCACGCCGCCGUGUCCGCCAACACCUUUGCCAUCUACGGCACCGGGCACUUGAAGGAGCUCACUGAACUUGUGCCCGGCAUCCUCAACCAGCUCGGCCCCGACUCGCUCGCGUCACUCCGCAAGCUCGCCGAGUCCUACCAGUCCCUCCAGCAGGGCCAGCAAAGGCCGAACGCUGGGGCAGAGGACGACGACGACGACGAUGUGCCCGACCUGGUCGACAACUUCGACGUUGAGGAGGCCGCCAAGCCGGCCGAGGCUACCCUCGACUAAACGACGGAGACGGGCCAGGCGGCAGUCCGCUGGAACGCAGGCCGGCGACUGCACACCUGUAUACGAGGCAGUGCUCGGGAGACGGCGCAUUGUAUUCCUAGGCAGACGUGAUGUACGAUUUCAAGGCGGCGCCUAUCCUCCCUAUCUUGCUAUUUACUAUCCCUGCUGUGCGUCCGUGUAUCUUCGUGCCCCCCUCGUCCUGUUUGCUUUGCUGCUCUGCUGCAUCGCUAUAUCAUGACCGCGUAGCAAUCGCAUUUUGUACUAUCUUCAUCUCGGCAAUUCGCGUGAACCGGUGACGCGUCGCGACGCGUGUGUGACAGUGA